ACCUGAAAUAUAAUCACUAAACACAUUUUCUAUAUUAUUUCUGUAGGGGUGACAGUGGUUUUCUUAGGACAUUUUUAUGGCAACCUCUUAGGUUAAGAGUUUCACUCUCAUUUGAAAUCUGUCACAAGACCAGGGAAGUGCAUUCAUUAUACAACUAUUUAAUAAAUAAGUUCCCCAGUUGGAAGAGCUAGACUUUUAUGUGAGGUCAGGCCAGUUGAAGACAUUGACAAAGAAUUAGUUGUUUGUUAUUGCUAUGUGAGUUGCAAGAAUGGAAAAAAAAAGAAAUUCUUUCUUCAAUACUUCCUUCCAGGCUGAGUCAUCACUAGAGAGUGGGAAGGGCAGCAGCAGCAGAGAAUCCAAACCCCAAAGCUGAUAUCACAAAGUACCAUUUCUCCAAGUUGGGGGCUAGAGGGGAGCCAUCAUGAGCGAUGUUACCAUUGUGAAAGAAGGUUGGGUUCAGAAGAGGGGAGAAUAUAUAAAAAACUGGAGGCCAAGAUACUUCCUUUUGAAGACAGAUGGCUCAUUCAUAGGAUAUAAAGAGAAACCUCAAGAUGUGGAUUUACCUUAUCCCCUCAACAACUUUUCAGUGGCAAAAUGCCAGUUAAUGAAAACAGAACGACCAAAGCCAAACACAUUUAUUAUCAGAUGUCUCCAGUGGACCACUGUCAUAGAGAGAACAUUUCACGUAGACACGCCAGAGGAAAGGGAAGAAUGGACAGAAGCUAUUCAGGCUGUGGCGGACAGACUUCAGAGGCAAGAGGAAGAGAGAAUGAAUUGCAGCCCCACUUCACAAAUUGAUAAUAUAGGGGAGGAAGAGAUGGAUGCUUCUACAACGCAUCAUAAAAGAAAGACAAUGAAUGAUUUUGACUAUUUGAAACUACUAGGUAAAGGCACUUUUGGGAAAGUUAUUUUGGUUCGAGAGAAGGCAAGUGGGAAAUACUAUGCUAUGAAGAUUCUGAAGAAAGAAGUUAUUAUUGCAAAGGAUGAAGUGGCACACACUCUAACAGAAAGCAGAGUAUUAAAGAACACUAGACAUCCCUUUUUAACAUCCUUGAAAUAUUCCUUCCAGACGAAAGACCGUUUGUGUUUUGUGAUGGAAUAUGUUAAUGGAGGAGAGCUGUUUUUCCAUUUGUCGAGAGAGCGGGUGUUCUCUGAGGACCGCACACGUUUCUACGGUGCAGAAAUCGUCUCUGCCUUGGACUACCUGCAUUCCGGGAAGAUUGUGUACCGUGAUCUCAAGCUGGAGAAUUUGAUGCUGGACAAAGAUGGCCACAUAAAAAUUACAGACUUCGGACUUUGCAAAGAAGGGAUCACAGACGCGGCCACGAUGAAGACGUUCUGUGGGACACCAGAGUACCUGGCCCCGGAGGUGUUAGAAGACAAUGACUAUGGCCGGGCUGUGGACUGGUGGGGCCUGGGGGUCGUCAUGUAUGAAAUGAUGUGCGGGAGGCUACCCUUCUACAACCAGGACCACGAGAAACUUUUUGAACUAAUACUAAUGGAAGACAUUAAGUUUCCUCGAACACUCUCUUCAGAUGCAAAAUCAUUGCUUUCAGGGCUCUUGAUAAAGGAUCCAAAUAAACGCCUCGGCGGAGGGCCAGAUGAUGCAAAAGAAAUUAUGAGACACAGUUUCUUCUCGGGAGUAAACUGGCAAGAUGUAUACGAUAAAAAGCUUGUACCUCCUUUUAAGCCUCAAGUAACAUCUGAGACAGAUACCAGAUAUUUUGAUGAAGAAUUUACAGCUCAGACUAUUACAAUAACACCACCUGAAAAAUAUGACGAGGACGGCAUGGACUGCGUGGACAACGAGCGGCGGCCACACUUCCCUCAGUUCUCCUAUUCGGCCAGUGGACGUGAAUAAGCCUCUCUCAUCCUGCUACUGCACCGUCACCAUGGGUUGAUCACUGAAAACGGUUCCCGGUCAUCACAGCGGUCCUCGCUCUGACAGACGGCAGGAGCGCCUUCAGACACGCAGACCGGUCCCAGGUCUUCGCCCCUCGCCACCUCUCGCCCACCCGAGAACACACAUAACGCAAAUACACUCGACUUUUUGUUUUUGCAUGAACUUGUAUCUCAGUCUAAGGUCUCAUGCUGUUGCUGCUACUGUCUUACUAUUAUAGCAACUUUAAGAGGUAACUUUACAAUCUGGGGAAGUCAUGAGCCCACCAUGAUUCACGUGUGCACCAAUGUCAUCUUCUGAUCUUUUUCAUUGUUCUUUUUCCCUAACAGUGAAGGAUAAGUGAGAUACACUGAUUCUAGGUACAUUUUUUAACUUUCUAGAAGAGAAAUCAAAAACUAAUUAGACUAAGAAGAUUUAGUUUAUAAUGCAGAACAAGCAGUUGUGCAAGGGUGGUGAUGUGCAUAUGCAAAUUUUAGCAAAGCAUCUCAGAUCAGUGCAUAAAGUAAGCAUUUAUCACUAAGAUCUGGCUGAAAUGCAUUAGGAAGCAUUUGUGGGAAGGACUGAACAACGGCUGAGAUAUGUACGUGUAUCUCUCUAUGUAUUUAAAUUCCUGUUGGAUACUGCAGAGGAAGCCUGGCGUUACGCGUGGACGUCAUGGGCAGGCAAACGUGGCUCUGCAAGGAAGGAAGCCAGCCUGUGCCCUGCAGAGCCAAGUCACGUCAAGGGUCUAUGGUAGGAUUGGCACCAGAAAGCAUUUUUUCCCCUGUGCUUGGAAACCUCUUCCCAUUAUACUGUUUUUCGCCUCUGAUGGCUGAAGAAUGUAGACAGGUAUAACGAUCCUGCUUUUCACCAAAAUUCGUACACCAAGGUAAACAGUGUUUGCCAUAUUUGUUUGAAUUUUUCAUUUUAGUUCUACGGGAGUUAGCUUUUUCUCAGAUGUUAGAACUUUGAAUGUCCUCUGAUGAUUUUGUUUAUAUUGCAGUAGUAUUUAUUUUUUAGUGAUGAGCAUUGUUUGUCAUGUUAGCAAAUGCAGCUCCAACUUACAUAAAAUAGACGUACUGCGGUUUAUUUUGACCCACGUGCAGGAAUGUACACGCCGAGGAGAUUCAUGCACUUUUUCUCCUUUGUGACAAAAUUUGGAUGAGGCUCUGAAAUUGUACAUAUUGGUUAGAAUUUGGCUUUGGGAGAAGAGAUGCUGUCAUCUAACCCCUUGGUGCUAAAAAUGCGAAAAUUCCCAACUGCCCAUGCCAAGGGGUCAGCGAAACAAAUGGGCGUUGAUAUUCGCUCAUUUGAGAAUUGAGACGUUAUGACGGCCUGACAACAUAAUGAGAUGAAGAAAAUUGAGACCUGAAUGAUGAUAAAUGAACCUACUUGGCAAAAUAAACACAUCUCAAGUGUUUACGAAGGAGGCAGUGAAAGAUAAGAACCUGGUGUGUUUAUUCUGAUCCUGGUACAUUUAUCACUGAAUUAAGCCAUCAGGGAAACAAAACGAAACAAAAACAAAAAAAGAACACCUCCAACUUUUCUUUUUCUGUAUAUACUCAUGUCCCCGCAUUCCAACAUUUCUCACUGAAAGGGGACAUGUAUGCAAACCUCAUCUUUCUCCUUCAUUAUGACGAUCUUCAGAUUAAACCCUUUGGUGCUAGGAGCUGACAUUUUCCAAAGCAGCCUAUGAAAUCCGGGGGCCGACGGCCCCCCGGAGCGAUCAUGGAGAUGUAUUUUAGUUAAACUCUCUGACAGCUCCCAAAUGGAAGACCACAGUGUGAUGUAGUAUUGUGAUCACAUCACUGGAUGAAAGAGCAAGUGACUUUCUGAGCAGGAUGGAUGAGUGAUACUCACGGGCAGAUGUCUUAGCCUCCGGUCGCUGAAAGUGUGGAUUCACAGACACGAAGCCACUGCUGGCGGUGGGUGGGCCGCUGGGACUGCCGGGGGCUAAAGGGCAUUUUACUAAGGCAGCUAAGACAUAUUCAGACAUAGGUUUUAUCCUAAUUUUUCAUAUUUCUACCUGAGUGAAGUUCAUCCUUAGUAUUGAGUAGGAAGUUACCGUAAACGGUAGUUCACUCUUACACAUAUCGCUCAACUUUUUUUUUUUCCCACUUGGAAUUAUGUUGAAUGUUGCACCUUGACAAGAAAGUAGACUAGAAGGUAUGUCUUGUAAGUUGUCUUGCAUUCAUUUUAUAAAAAAGAAACAGGUGAGAGGAAGAGGAGAGAGCUGAGGCUGGCUGCACACAGCAUGGGGUCCUUUCGAGGGUAGGCAUGGCACCAGACACUGAGCACAUCGGUAACUUUUAUUUUUGUUGUUUUUUGUUCUUUUCCAAACUUUAAAGUGAUUUCCAUGACCUUGGCCAAGGACGUGUCCUAAAGGUUAAUAGCAGCGGUGACAGUGCCCCGGGCUGGCCCCUCCUCACAGCCGGCUCUCAGUCCCCAGCCGUGUUCCAGGCCCCAUCACUCACCUCCGCCCCCACCCUCCCCCAGGAUCCCGUUUGAGUCACGCCAGGUGUUUUCUUGGCUUCGAUUGUGAGAAUCAUCCCUUCCCCUCACUCCCAGGUCUCAGUCAGCUGGCACGGAGGCCUAACAGAGAGACAGGAACCUGUCGGAGGAGGUUUCUUGAACUUCCCCCGUGUCUGCCCGUAGCUGUAGCUUAGAUUCCAGCCAACGGAGAGGCCUGAACCCCGGCACCGCUCAGGCAGAGUGCAGCUCCGGCGGUGUGGACCCCACCUUGAACCACGGAGCUACCGUGACGUCUGCCCUCUCCGGGGCAGCUGGCCAUUUCCGCGUGGUGUUUUUGGCAGGGUUGCCCACAGCUUUGCUUUCGACACUAACGACAUAGCAUCGUUCCAGUAUUGUUUUCCAUUUCCCAUACCUGAUUUCCGGCUUCUUACAGCUGACUGUUCUUGCGGGGGCCACUUGCUUCUCCUAGAGUACAAACCACGGUAAGGGCCUUCCUUACUAACUGCAGGGUCUAUAUAUUACACCUCAGUGUACACACUUUGCUGCUACGUUCGUACUGUCUUCGGUAGAAUUUCCUGACCUUGCUCCUGGUUAGUGCAUUACAGGCAAGCAUGAAAUGUAAAGUAUUUAUUUAAAUAAAAAGAAAACCUCUAAAUUGGUCAUUGAAUUACCUCCCUGUAGCUUUAUAGUUUGUGACAUUUCUUGACUUCUUUCAUUAGAUCCGCGCAAGAUCUAGUCAUCUGGUGAAGGAUUCUAAGCAGAUGCAAACCAUGACCCCAAGAAACUGUAUUACUAUUACUGUUGGUCAUACUAAAACUGUUCAUUUCCUGAAGUAUAUGACCCACAAGGAUGUGAAAUAACUACAAGAAACUGUUUUUGUACACUGUACAUCCUUAGUAUUUUUACACGUAUAUGAUAGGGUGCACAUUAUUUUCCUCGUACAGACAGCUUAAAUAAAGCACUAUGUCAAUCUCUUACUUCUCUGUUUAUUGUUGUUGGACGUGGUUCUGUAAUCUCAGAAAAUCAAAUACUGUUCUUUCCUAGAAAAAAAAAGAUUUUUUAAUAGCUCCACCUGUUACUAACCUACCCUGUAUAAAGCGUGACAGGAAAAUAUGUAAAUUUCUUGUAGCUCAAAACACACGCGGGAUUAUUUUAUUACUUUACUAAAACGGCAAUAGUGCAGUUGUACCAACUCUGAUGAAGGGCUACGUCCAAAGGGGAGCCACCGAGCUCCCAGCACCGGGUGUAAGACACACCUGCGGCGAGGCCAGGGGCGGGCUGUCUCCCUGGAGAUUGGUAAGACCCUAAUCAUCUUCACGCCAGAUGGUUUGGACCCAGAAUCCUUUAGGCGUGUAGCUCCUCAGUGACGUCUUCCUGCUCACGUGGCUCUGCGUACUUCCUUUCUGAGUAGAUUUUUAGCACUUGAUGGCAAGUUAAACUUAGACGUGGGUAGCAGAUGGGUGGGAUGAUCGGACUACAAUCUGAUUUACCUAGAGUCAUCGCGGACGGGGCCUUUUUCUGAUUUUACCUCAUAGACCUACUAUUGUAGAACCUUGGCUUUGCUCCUGCGACUAAGCCAGCUACAGGAAUGGCUUUGGGACCAAAGUUAGUCAAGCAUGUAUGUGUAUGUCACACGCCAAAU
Molecule: messenger RNA, 5993 nt
Organism: Pteronotus mesoamericanus
Lineage: Eukaryota; Metazoa; Chordata; Mammalia; Chiroptera; Mormoopidae
Gene: AKT3
Product: AKT serine/threonine kinase 3
Exons: 13
Coding region: 422-1861 (479 amino acids)
Biological process (GO): protein phosphorylation
Cellular component (GO): cytoplasm; nucleus
Molecular function (GO): ATP binding; protein serine/threonine kinase activity
Source: RefSeq, a predicted model, not a curated record